This is a messenger RNA of Ceratosolen solmsi marchali, 1576 nucleotides long. RefSeq names its product unconventional prefoldin RPB5 interactor (gene uri). The annotation marks the transcript as partial. NCBI's taxonomy places the organism in Eukaryota, Metazoa, Arthropoda, Insecta, Hymenoptera, Agaonidae. Gene Ontology annotation, biological process: negative regulation of transcription by RNA polymerase II; negative regulation of phosphatase activity. The record is from RefSeq and is a predicted model, not a curated record. The transcript has 5 exons. Gene Ontology annotation, molecular function: chromatin binding; phosphatase inhibitor activity; transcription corepressor activity.
GAAAUCCAACAGAAUGAAAAACAUAUUAAGAAGUGGACCCAAUAUAGAGAUAGGCAUAAGCAGAUUAUUGAAGGGUUAAAGAUGCUUUCACUUGAAUUGUCAAUGAAUUGCAUUGUACCUAUAGGAAAAAGGGCAUUAAUGAAGGGUAAAUUAAAGCAUACCAGUGAAAUUCUUACUUGUAUAGGAGAUGGAUACUUUAUUAAAUAUACUACUCAACAAGCAAUAGCAUUAUGCAAUCGCAGAAUAAAGCAUUCAGAAGAAAUAUUAAAAGAUUUUGAACAAGAAAGAAAUUUACUUGAAACUCGACAAAUGUUACCGCUUGUCUUUGAUGCAUUUGAAUUCAAUAAUUGUGAGAAUGUAGUUGAACACUGGGAUGAAAAAAGAUUAGAAGAUUGGAAAGUGUUACACAAAAAAAAAGAAAAAGAGUAUAGACAAAAGUUAAUGAAAUUGAAAUGUCAAAAAAAACAGAAAAUUGAAACAGAAGAUGAUCUUUUUAAAAGACUUGAUCAGCUAGAACUUGAGGAAGAAUUGGCGGAUGAGUUUAAUAGAUUGGAUGAAGAGCAUCAACAAUUUUAUGGCGAACAUUUACAAGAUAAUAAAAUUCAACCAGAAUUACAGGAAGAUAUGGAUGAAGACUCUAGUGAAGAAUCCAAUAAAGAAGAACGUGAACAUGAAAAUAAAAUAUAUUUAAAAUAUAUGCAAGAAAAUAAAGUGGAUAAAAUCGAAACAGCAAUUGAAAAUACAGAAAGAACUCCUGAUAAAGAUAAUAAGAUAAAUGGAAAAUUCGAAGUAUCUAUUAUUAAAGAAGAUAAAGCGAAUAAAUUGUUAGAUAAACUUAACUUAUGUAUAGACUCCGUUUCCUCUCAUUAUCAAUCAGGUGAAAUUGAGAGACAAAAACUUAAUAAUCAAUCUACCGCGACACAAAACCUAUCGAAUGAUGUACCUUGUUUGGAGAAUGAUGUUGAUAUUGAGAAAUCCAAAGGUUUUGUCAAGAGAGUUUCUUUUGCAGAACCACAUUUUGUAGAAGUAGCAUCUUUUUCUCAUGAAAUUAAUGAAAACAAUAAAGAAGAACAGUUAGUAAAUGAAUCUGAUAUUGAUAAUGAUACUAUAAAAAUCAAUUUUACACCCUCCGAAAUAGAACCUUCAAUUUGCAAAAACAAUACUGAAACUAAAAUAAUGAAUCCGGAUGAUAUUUAUAGAAUAUUUUGCAAACCAAAAUCCAUACUUAAAAAGUCGCCUGAUAACGAGGAUUUUAAUAAAAACACACGAUUAAUUGAUGAAAGCAUCAAAGAACAAAUUACUAAAGAUAUUGAAACUGAUCAGAUAGCAAAAUCUACUUAUAAUUUAGUAGUUCAAGAUGUUCAGAACAGGAAAAUAGAAGAAACAGUUACGGAAUAUAAAGAAUCAAAUAACCAAAAUAGGCCAAUAAGCAGAUUUAAGCUUGAGCGAGCAAAUCUUAAAAAAGCAUUUAAAUGAUGUAAAACACUGUUAUCGUUAACAUUUCCAUUACUCUUUAUAAGAGAUUUUAUAUAAUAAGAAUAAUGUUAAAAAAUAUAUUUACAUUUAAGGUAAACAA